AUCUUCUUUAACGCAUUAAUGGUUCAAAUUGUAUUGGUGACAGGUUGCACACGUGGUGGUAUUGGUAAAGUUAGAAAGGAAAUAUGUUUCUACAUGCUAAUCUAUGCUUUUAGGAUAUGAAAUAUGUAGGUCUUUUUUGAAAAGAGAAGGAUAUCGUGUAUAUGCUACAGCUCGCAAUAUAGACAACAUGCAAGGACUAGAAGAAUGUGAACGACUUGCUCUUGAUAUUACAGAUGCCACUGCUAUUGUACAAACCAUUCAAAUGACCAUUGAAAAAGAAGGUCAUAUUGACAUAUUGGUCAAUAAUGCUGGGAUACCUGCAGUGUCGGCAUUAUUGGAUGUUGAUAUGGAUUAUGCAAGGAAAUGUAUGGAAACAAAUGUGUUUGGACCAUUAUCGAUGGCUAGAGCAGUGGCUCCUUUGAUGGCAAAACAAGGUCAUGGUAAAAUCGUCAAUGUAGGUUCAGUAGCUGGAUAUGCGUCUAUGCCAUGGGCUGGGGUGUAUGCCAUGUCCAAGGCAGCUCUACAUUCCAUGUCAGAUGUAUUACGAUUGGAAUUAAAACCUUUUGGUAUUAGUGUUACGGUGGUUGCUCCAGGUGCCAUUACAAGUAAUAUUGGGAAAGCAUCCACUGAAUCCAUCACUCUUCCUGAAAACUCCCUUUAUACCUCAGUGGCUAGUUUUAUCAAACGACGAGCUACAAUGUCUCAAGGUCCUCAUUCAACACCAACUGAUGUAUUUGCCGAUAUUGUAGUGAACAAAAUCCUUUUAUCUCACCCUCCACGAUACAUUACAGCUGGUACAAGCUCAUUCAAAUACCUUUUGAUGUAUUAUCUACCUGCAUUCAUUAAAGAUUAUUUAUAUACAAGUCAAUUUGGAUUGGAUCAAGUCAAAGUUGUCAAGGCUGAAUAACUAUAGAUGGAUAGGAUGGAACAUGUAGAUUAGUGUAGAUAUAUGCAAAGUUCGUUUGACGAUUUGUUGCUAUUAGGAUAAGAUCUCUCUUUCUUUUUGGAAUAUAAAAAUAAAAUGUCUU
This is a messenger RNA of Halteromyces radiatus, 1028 nucleotides long. RefSeq lists its product as uncharacterized. NCBI's taxonomy places the organism in Eukaryota, Fungi, Mucoromycota, Mucoromycetes, Mucorales, Cunninghamellaceae. Gene Ontology annotation, molecular function: oxidoreductase activity. Gene Ontology annotation, cellular component: endoplasmic reticulum. The record is from RefSeq and is a predicted model, not a curated record. The annotation marks the transcript as partial. The transcript has 6 exons.